Carassius carassius (crucian carp) is the source of this 1634-nucleotide messenger RNA. RefSeq names its product regulator of G protein signaling 9 binding protein (gene rgs9bp). Gene Ontology annotation, biological process: G protein-coupled receptor signaling pathway. Bases 707 to 1468 code for a protein of 253 amino acids. The record is from RefSeq and is a predicted model, not a curated record. NCBI's taxonomy places the organism in Eukaryota, Metazoa, Chordata, Actinopteri, Cypriniformes, Cyprinidae. The transcript is spliced from 2 exons. Gene Ontology annotation, cellular component: neuron projection.
UAACUAAAAAUAGGGGAGUACAUCAAUUAGAUUCUGAAAUACAUAAAUUAGAAAAUAAUUUUCCGUUUGUUUUCCAUUGAUGACAACCUUAUUGAGGUUUAGAUUGAGGAUGUCAAAGCAUGUGUGUGUCCUCAUUUCUCCUUAUUUCCAGGCUGAAUAUGAAAGCAUCUUUUAAUGGUGUGUUCCUCAAGCCUUAGGGUGAAAAGACACUGUCUCUGAGAAUGGAUGAUCCAUGCUCCAUUUGAGCAGCAAAAGUACCUGUUUACUCCAUUCACCUACUUCAGCAUGAAUAUAUAUUCUCUUCAGACAUACAGUUUAAAGUAAAAUGUAAAAAAUGUUUAGCACUGAUCAAAUCUUUUUACAUCUUUUUCAAAUCCAUGGCCAUAGACAGCAUGUAGCUUACUAAAUCAAGAUCCCAAAAGUUUCAGAGGCUUAUCCUGAAAUAGCCAUCUUGUGACAAGCAGAUUUAUAAGUAAUAUUUGUCACUCAAACUAAUCUAACUUAAGUCAAUCCAUAAUGAUGUUUGGGAAGGUUUUUUUCCCACCACAAGCAGUAUUGAUUAUUCUAAAAAAGGCCUAAUGAAUGUCAAGUAAACCACCUGCCUUGUGCUCUAUAAAACUUGGGAUGGAGGUUAUCAAUGUUUCUGAACCUGGGUCAAUAAGGUAUGUAAUCAUUAUUAAUAACUACACUCAGAACAGUUUGACUAAUGUAUGACCUGUUAUUAUAUAUUAAAUCAUAUUGUGCCAUCAAACCUUUUUUUUUUAUUAAUAUGAGUGGAUCUGAUUUGACUCAGGUGGUGACAUGUUAUCGGCACUUGUCCUCCUGUGUUGGUGGAUGCACAGACAACUCCAGCCUACGACGUGAUCUUCGGCAAACACGAGAGCGAGCCCAGACACUAGCGCUGUCCUGCAGAAACCACCGGACAGCUCGACUGAGGGAUAAAACCCUAGCGGAAGCUGAGAGGAAGGAAACAGGGCUGCUGUGGGUGGCAUUCUCCUCUUGUCUGGAGCUUUUGCAUGCAGACAUGUGCAAGGUUUUCACCAUGGUCAAGCACUUUUCCCUUGCCAAUAACAGUGUCAUGUUGCAAACAGGCAUACAGGGGGGGACAACAGAGGUGGCAGCACGUGCUCUGAGUCUGCCUGACCUGCAGGAGGCAGGUGACGGGUCCCAGACGUCCAGCGUGGAGGGUCAGGAGCACAGUCAGCUGGAGCAGGAGAUAGCACAGGUGGACCGUACGCUGGAGGACAUGGAGCAGAAGGUCAAUGUGCUGCGCUGGACAGUGGAGGCGCUGGGUCCUCAGUAUGCUGACCCCGUCAGCACUGACAGCGCUUCGCUAGCACUGCUGUCCAUUGACGAAGAGGCCGCUCGGGGCUUUAGCAGUCACAGCCAAAUGUUAGCAGUAAUGAUGCUGUGCAGUGUGGCAAUCUUUGCCAUGGUGCUAUCAGUGUGUGUGGUGUUCCUGGUCUGAAGUCUAAUCUUCACUUGUGCAGGCUUUUUCUUUUCCAGAGGUCUUUUCAGUUGUGUGCAGUCAAACAUCAACAGUCUGUGUACUUAUUAACUAUGUAACAGUUCCUUGCUGUUGAUCUUAACAGAGCCUGUGAGUCCUUUUUACAUAUAAAAAAAACUGCCAUUAA